AUGUUAUUGGAGAUACAGGAAGCAGAAGAGUAUAGAAAAAGGGACCAAGAGCUGAAACAGCGAAGUGGGGCAAGGAAUGAGCUUGAAGAUUACGCGUACAGCGUGAAAGAAGAAGUGCGUCAAAAAAAUCACACAGAACCACAAAGAGAAUCUAUAAUGAGCAAAGUGACUGAAAUUCUCCAAUGGUUGGAUAUAAACCAGACAGAACCUCCAGAAAUGUCUGAAUUGGAAGCGAAAAAAGGGGAAUUGGAGAGAUUAGUUAAAUAAGUUGAUAGAGAUGCUGAAAUUGUUGAUAUUUUGCAGAAAAUAUUCCACGAUUUUGCAUAUGUAUAUACUAUAAAAGUCGUUGAAUAAUCUUCAUAACAAGCCUGGCGGGCAUUCCGAAGCAAGUUAAUUGAAUACGCACACGAUUAAAUAUAUAUCAUAUAUUUCGUUUUUUCAAUUGUUGUUGAGACAAAAUGUUAUUGAAUUACAGCAAUCUUUACUUUUAAAAUUUUAAAACGACCCUGUUGCCUGCAGUGCUAUAAUUUUUUUUUAAAUAUAUUACGAGCUGAAAAUUCGUUGAUUAACCCAAUUUCAUGAUCGCAAUUGCGCCAGAAAUUUAAUUUUUAGCUGGAUGACUUUUACCAGGUUGUGCUAACAAACCUUUCAUAGCAGUUUUAUUGUUUGCUUAUUUUUUUUACUAAACUUCAAGUAGCGUAGCUGAGUUUGCUCCUUAUCAUUAUAUGACCGUUAGUGUAGCUUUUGGAAAAAAAAAACUAUUUUUUAAUUCAAAGUUUUGUAUAUUGAGAUUUGAGCCUUUGGCCCAGUAUAUCCGUUGGCCCACUCAGAAAAAUAUUUGUCCAGUUGUUUAAUUUGCUUGAACAUUGCAAAUAAAAUAAUCCGUUGAAUGCAACAUAUUUCAACACUUUGAGAAACUUCUCAGAAGAUGGUAUUUAUUUUGAGAUAGGCGG
Molecule: messenger RNA, 953 nt
Organism: Styela clava
Lineage: Eukaryota; Metazoa; Chordata; Ascidiacea; Stolidobranchia; Styelidae
Source: RefSeq, a predicted model, not a curated record